GAGAUUAGGCUUUUUAUUGUUUUUUUCUCUGCAUGUCGAAUCCUUUUUCCUGCCGCUGGGCAGGAACACUUGAUAAGCGAUCAGAAAUAUGCAAAAGUUCAUGCGUUUGUAGCCAAUGGGAUCGUGUUGAUAAAACUUCAUGAGGUGAUUGGUGGCUCGAAGGCCAACAGGACAGUGGGAAGAGAUUUAAAAAGGCACCAGCUACACCAUGAGGUCAGUCAUUAGCAAAGAUGGGUGGUGUAACAUGUCUUCUCCUUUUGCUGUGGGCCGGUGUCACAGUGAGCACAGUGCUGGAUCUACAGAAGAGAAUCAUUGGAGGUCAACCAUGUGAGCGUCAGUACCACGUUAAACUGAGAGUUGCUGCCGGUAAAUCUUCCAAAUUGUGUGGUGGCUCUCUGAUCAGUGACCGGUGGAUUUUAACUGCAGCUCACUGUUGGAAGCCAGGAAAAGUGUUUGCAGAUGUAAGUGUGAAUCCAGGGGGUCCACCUCAAGAAAUGCAAAUCACAGCGGAACCUGUGAUCUUUACAGACAAAGACAAUGAGACAAACAGGAGGAGGUCUCAUGAUAUCAUGCUGCUGCAGCUACCUAGCCCCUCUAACGCUCCACCUGUAGCUCUUCCUGACUGUAACCUUUUUCCGGAGAUGUUUGAGAUUGCAGGUCACGCAGCCACUACUGGAGGCCCUAAUGAUGAAAGGAAACCCGGUGAAUCGCCUACUCUCCACUGUGCAGACAUUGAGGUUGUCAACUGUGCAGACCUCAAAAAUACUUUGCAGAUAGAUUUCCAAAAAGUUUACCAAGUCAAGGAGUAUCAACACUGGUUCUGUGGCCAAACAUCUAAAAUGGAUAUAUGUUAUGGAGAUUCUGGUGGAGGAGUGGUGUACAAAGACAAGAUUUAUGGCGUCAUUUCUUUUCUGGGGGAUCCUCACCGUGUGUGUAGGAAAGCCGCUGCAUUCAUGGACCUCUGCAAUCCAGAAUACGCCGCAUGGAUCACACAAAAUAUCACCUGAAAAAAGAGGUCUACAGAUGUGUUGAACUGUAAACACUCUUUCAAAAUAAAAGCUGAAUGAAA
Etheostoma spectabile (orangethroat darter) is the source of this 1069-nucleotide messenger RNA. Its product is annotated as anionic trypsin-2. The coding region runs from base 231 to 1007 and encodes 258 amino acids. Gene Ontology annotation, molecular function: serine-type endopeptidase activity. The record is from RefSeq and is a predicted model, not a curated record. The transcript is spliced from 6 exons. Gene Ontology annotation, cellular component: secretory granule. NCBI's taxonomy places the organism in Eukaryota, Metazoa, Chordata, Actinopteri, Perciformes, Percidae. Gene Ontology annotation, biological process: proteolysis.